Molecule: messenger RNA, 1304 nt
Organism: Neohortaea acidophila
Lineage: Eukaryota; Fungi; Ascomycota; Dothideomycetes; Mycosphaerellales; Teratosphaeriaceae
Product: Glyoxalase/Bleomycin resistance protein/Dihydroxybiphenyl dioxygenase
Exons: 3
Coding region: 231-1193 (320 amino acids)
Source: RefSeq, a predicted model, not a curated record
ACAGCCGCAUGCUCGGCAAUGCCACAUUACCCGGCCGCGAGGAAACGCACCACCAUGAAGAUCAGCCACUGCGAUCUGGACUGACGUGUAACCAGCUUGCUCAACAACGGAAACAUCGCCGUGAUCUGCUUACUGAGCUUGACUGCAUCACUCCGCUCGCUGCGGGAAGAUACAUGUACCGUGCGAAGGAAGCAAGCCGGUGGACGCGGUGACCACAAUUCAAAGCAACGAUGUCCGACGAUAGGAUCCAGUUGCUCCGAACCGCCUUUGUGGUGUACUACCACCGUGAUCUCGACAAAGCCCGGACAUUCAUGCUGGACUUUGGCCUGACAAUCGCUAGUGAGCUGCCAGGAGAGACAAUCUAUUUCCGCGGCUACGGCUCGGAGCCAUACGUCUACGUCUGCCAUCAAUCGCAGACCGGGCGGAGCUACUUUGGCGGCGCAGCCUAUGUCGUAGCCUCGUUCGCAGACCUAGACAAGGCUCGAACGUCUCCACACGGAGAUGGGCAGAUUCGGCAAUUGGAUGGUCCAGGAGGCGGCCGGGCAAUCACGUUAACCGAUCCCGCCGGCCACCAAGUACACCUCAUCCACGAUUGGACCACGCAGCCGGCAACCACUGCACCGCAUCUGGAGAAACUCACCGUCAACUUUGAAGACGAGAAGCCGCGCAAAGGCAGAUUCCAGCGCUUCGCUCCAGGCCCGGCGCCCGUCUUUCGCUGGGGCCAUUAUGGCGUCACCUAUCCCACCGGCGCCUAUCAGACCAUGUACGACUGGUACACGAAGACAUUGACGCUCGCGCCCAGUGAUGUCGUCUACCGAGACGGCGUGCCGGUCACUUGCUUCUUUCACAUCGAUCGGGGAACCGAGUACACCGAUCAUCACUGCUUCUUCUUUAAGGCGGUGAAGCCGGAUGGGGAGCCGGAUGUCGCGCAUGCGGCUUUUGAGGUGCACGAUUUUGAUGUACAGCAAUUGGGCCACCAGCAUCUGGAGUCGAAGGGUUACGAGCUGUGCUGGGGCGUGGGAAGGCACGUCCUAGGGAGCCAAGUGUUUGAUUACUGGUUUGACACGAGCGGCUUCAUGGUUGAGCAUUACGCCGAUGGCGAUGUUGUCAACUGUGAUACGCCCGUGGGCAAAGCGCAAGCAGGUCCGCAAGCCUUGUCCGUCUGGGGGCCGCCGGUACCUGCCGUGUUUUAGAGUGAGUAAGAAUGCCCGAUCUAUGGCCUGACCUCAGGAAAAGUCUGCAGGCGACAAUGGUACUUCACUGCGAAUCCCUUGCAAGACGAAUGAUGAUACGAGCGAGGUUCG